Pelobates fuscus (common spadefoot toad) is the source of this 2728-nucleotide messenger RNA. It is a transcript of the gene MFSD12, whose product is annotated as major facilitator superfamily domain containing 12. Gene Ontology annotation, cellular component: plasma membrane. Gene Ontology annotation, biological process: carbohydrate transport. The coding region runs from base 229 to 1713 and encodes 494 amino acids. Gene Ontology annotation, molecular function: symporter activity. The transcript is spliced from 11 exons. The record is from RefSeq and is a predicted model, not a curated record. Lineage: Eukaryota; Metazoa; Chordata; Amphibia; Anura; Pelobatidae.
UACUGUUUUCUGUUUGGUCGUGAAUGUUUAGGUUGAUGUGGCCGAGAGGUUGCAAAAGACCGGCUUGGUCGGUUCCACCAAUGACACAUGCAGAUGUGGCGCCUGUAUCCGGCUUACUCUCUCAUUCCAGCUAGCAGAGGAAUGCUAUACAGACCGUGACCUCCCGGCACUGGAAGCGAGAUAAAAGGAGUAGAGGGUCAGCUGCCAAAACUGCGCCAACUGCUCGCCAUGGCGGACGCAGCGUCGCUGCCUUUCCUCCGGCGGAUCAGCUAUGCCACAGGGCAUUUCCUCAAUGACUUGUGCGCCUCGAUGUGGUUCACCUACUUCUUGGUUUAUUUCCACUCUGUGCUGGGGUUCACGUCUUUCAACUCGGGCGUCCUGCUGCUGGUCGGUCAGAUCGCUGAUGGAAUCUGUACGCCUCUGGUCGGGUACGAGUCGGAUCGGCGAGUUGGUUGUCUGCCAUAUGGACGACGGAAAUCUUGGCAUCUGAUCGGUACAUUGAGCGUGAUCUUGUCAUUUCCCUUCAUCUUUAACCCUUGCCUGGGCUGUAAGGAGAGCACUCCACAGUGGGUGGGCUUAAUAUACUUCAUCCCGUUCAUUAUCAUCUUCCAGUUUGGUUGGGCUGCCACCCAGAUUUCCCACCUCUCUCUGAUCCCGGAAUUGGCCAAAAAUGAGCAUGACAAGGUGGAGCUCACAGCGUUCAGAUAUGCUUUUACAGUCAUGGCAAAUAUUGCAGUAUAUGCAGUAGCCUGGUUGCUGCUACAUUUUCAGGUGGGCCAGACCAAUCCCGAGGACUCAGAACACCUGGGCCCACAGGACGUUACCGUUUUUAGAGCUUUAGCCCUAAUCAUGGUGGGAUUGGGUGCUUUGUUCUCGCUGGUUUUCCACCUUGGAACGAAGGAAAAGCCGCACAGUUUUCAAUAUCUUGUCGAAUCGGAUGAUGCAGAAGCUGAUCCACCUAACGAACAACCCAAAUUCUCCAGUCCAGCCAAACCAUUCGUGCGAUGGAACAGGUGGCUUUUGGAACCGUCAUUCUAUCAGAUGGCUCUUCUGUACAUGUGUACACGGCUCAUAGUGAACCUAUCCCAGACGUAUAUAGCUGUUUACUUGACCUAUUCCUUAUAUCUACCCAAGAAUUAUAUUGCUACCAUUCCUCUGGUCAUGUAUGUAAGCGGAUUUGUCUCCUCAUUCCUUAUGAAACCCAUCAAUAAAUGGAUUGGUCGCAAUCUUACCUACUUCAUGGGUCUUCUAUUCAUUGCUGCCUUCUCAGCCUGGGUUGCACUAGAUCCAAAACUUGAAGUUGCAGUCUACGGUGCUGCUGUCAUUUUGGGCUCUGGAUCUGCCACAAUCUUGGUCACCUCCCUCUCCAUGACAGCAGAUCUCAUUGGGUCUCAGUCGCACAGUGCCGCCUUUGUGUACGGGGCAAUGAGUUUCACGGACAAGGUAGCCAAUGGAUUGGCAGUGGUGAUCAUCCAGUCAAUGCAUCCUUGCCACACUGAGCAAUGUUGCCCAGCUUGUAAUCCUUUCUACCACUGGGUGAUGGUGGCUGUUACUGGAGGGGUAGCGAUCGUGGCCGGCCUGUCUCUGAGUUCCAUUAUGAUCUGGCCUAUCAAAGUUCGGUUCUGUAAAAUCUCAGCACCCUCAAUACAAGAUUCUUCUUGGACUUCAGACCCUGCCCUCAAUUCCCGAGAAAAUGGCCCAGUAAACUCCUGAGUACUUCGAAAACAUCAUGCAUUCCUUGCCUAUCAAUUAUCAGUGUUCUAUUUUGGAAUUCCGCUGUGACCUGACUAACGAGAGACUGAUUGCCAUUGACACUUUCACUGAAGAGCCAAUUCUGUUUUUUGGGUUUGCAGUGGUCCAGAAUUCAAACGAUCGGAUUGCUGGGUGGAGACUCACGGCUUUUCAAUCCAAAGUAGCUUAUUGAUCGAUCAUGAACUUUUAAACCCAGCGAUGUGACCUUGCCAAUGAAUCAUACAUCAGGGCAGGAAGAAACAAUACAAAUUAGAACCACUUUUACGACGGGCUGUGUGACUAUUAUCGCUAUUGGAAGUCGAAAGAGAUUAUUGCACCAUUACUGGCAGCAACGUUUAAAACUGCCCGAAAAUGGCGUGAAAAUGUAAAUUGCUGUUAAGGAAAUAAUUUUAUUUUUUUAUAGGGAUCAAUAAAACGUUUGGCGAACCAUUCAAAGGAAGUAGAAUGUUAAAUUGUGUAUGAAAAAGUGAAAAUGUUACGGUUAUUUUACAUUCCUCUAGAAAGUGACAAUAUCUAGGAUUCUUUACAAACCUUAGGUAAUGUGCAAAGUUUAAUGAGGUUACAAGUCAUACAAAAAGCACAGAGAACUAUACCUGUGGUUUAUAAUACACUGUUUGCAACCUUCUUAUACCUUACGCGUGUCACCAUAGUGAUAAUGAAGAUUAAGAUUAACGUUGGCUUGACGGCUAGAAUGUUUAAAGGGGAACUCCUUGUUAGAUUUAACUUGUUUAUGUUUUUUUAUCGUUUUGCUUUUUAGUUAAAAAAAAAAAAAUCAACACUUUUGCCCCCCACUACCUGCAAUGUUUCACAUUUUUGUUCUACAAAUAUUGCUGUAUAUUACGCUAUAACUUGGGUUUCUGGGAGUUGUAGUUCAUCUCUUGGCUUUUAAAACACAAAACGUUUGCAAUACAAGUCCCAGACACCGUUUUACAGGUUUUGUUUUACACUAAAAUGAGAACUCAAAGUUAAUUUUAAA